Molecule: messenger RNA, 1950 nt
Organism: Rhipicephalus microplus (southern cattle tick)
Lineage: Eukaryota; Metazoa; Arthropoda; Arachnida; Ixodida; Ixodidae
Biological process (GO): membrane protein ectodomain proteolysis
Molecular function (GO): metalloendopeptidase activity
Source: RefSeq, a predicted model, not a curated record
GAACAUUUACUUUGGUGCACUACUCUAACUAAUAAAUGCUUACAGCGGACGCGAAAACGAAAAGGCACAGCUUGUACACUGACGCGAGGCCCUUGUGAUUGUUCUAAAGCAGUUUGAACAAUACAGACAUAGUCUUAGACUCGCAGAACCAGUCAUAGUGACUUUAUAAAAAAUAGGUGAUAGUGAAGAAAUUCUAAUUUUUAAACCUCCGAACUAAUUCUAAAAUAGUGUCGAGGAAUCAGUGAAAUGCCCGUGCUGCUGCUCCGCGCUUAUGUCUCCAUCGUGGUAAUCGGUAUUCAAAGAAUGACCUUCUUCGUGGACCUGUCCGGCGCAUACCCAUUCACAAGCAAGCAAGCCGACUCUAGCACAGAGGGUGUUACGGUUUACCCUCAAGUGUACGAAAGCAGACAGGAAAACUUGGAAAAAAUGCUGGUUAUUGACGGGUACUCUCUUAAUCUAAAGAAAGCUUCCGUUCUUGCCGACACAGUCCUUCUGCUAGAAGUAACGGAAAAUGGUACUGCCGAACAAUACGUUCAAGGCUCCCACUAUGAGAGACACUUGUUCGAAGAUCCGGACAAGCUGGCAUCACUGAUUCUCAAGCCGGUAGUUCCAGGAAAUUAUCACGUCACAGGCAUGGUGAAUCACACUCACAGAAAUGAACCUUGUGAGAAUUGGGAACGUACAUCACAGAAAAGACUGGCGCACCGAAUAUCGCGAAUCCACGUCGAAACGGGGAUUUAUGAUGUCGUGAAUGAUGUCGAAAGUCGUGACCUCCCAGAAUCCUAUACCGUGGAGACACACUUCAUCACCGCUCUAAAUCACACCGCAUACUUCGGCAAUGAAACGAAAGAGCGCAUAGCCUAUGCUAUGCUUUUUAUGCAUUCGGUGAGCCUCCGCUUGCAGCAACUCGUGCCCCCCGCCAGGAUAGCGUUAACAGCAAUAGAAGGGCUGCAGGCCAAAACAGACUAUCUACAUAUACAUGACGACGGACGAAUCAUGGUAGAUCAAACAUUGUCUGCAUUGGGGAGUCUGGCACGUACCAGCGAAGUACACAAGAAGUCCGACAUCCUAUAUAUGGCAGUCAGUGCAGGUCUGGUUAAAAUUAGACGUGGGAAAAACCUUGGCGGUACUUUAGGAAUGGCAAAUAAGGGAAAGGCCUGCAGGAAUGGCAAAGCUGCCUUAGGGUUGGACCGGCCUGUUACCUUUUCUGGUGUCCAGACAUCGGCUCAUGAAAUCGCUCAUUUGUUGAACGCUGACCAUGAUGGUCACGGCACAGCAAAGAACUGCUCAGGUGAUGAGGGUUACAUAAUGAGCAGCCCCCGAAGGAACGGGAAUAACAGCUGUGCAUUUUCCAACUGCAGCAAGAAUGACAUCGCCGACUUUUUGACGUGGCGAUAUUCAAAAUGUCUAUUUCGAAAAGACGUAUGCCACGUCAUUUCUUUACCAAACAAGGCGGCAGACCUUCCAGGGGAUGUUAUAGAUGGGCAAACAUUCUGUAAGGAAUACUACAGGGAACCCAGAUACUCCAACUCCACUUAUAUAAAGCUUCAAUCCGACCUAGAGCAGUGCGUAUUCCGCUGCUUGGUACACGAUACUUACAGCCAUUCGAAGAUGCAGAACCGGACGAUCUUUUGCAAUAGAUGGGACACCCUGCUCUGAAACUGAACCACAAAAGAUAUGCCACAACAUGGUCUGUGUCAAGCCCUAGUAAAAUAGUGGACGUUUCUGAAAGAACAAACGUGCAGUUUGCACUUCACCAAGCAGAUUGCCACCCCCCUGUCGCAUUUAGCGAAGCAGAUUGCCACUUCCUGUUCGGAAUAAAGGUGUUUUUUGUAUAAAGAAUGAACGCGACGAUUAAGGCUUCUGUUCGUGCAGCGAUUAGUUUUGAACUAUUCACUCAUAUUAUCGCAGGGUCGUGACACUAAAUAAAGCAGCAGUCGCCGUGUCCUA